Messenger RNA from Lagopus muta (rock ptarmigan), 7864 nucleotides. It is a transcript of the gene BCLAF1, whose product is annotated as BCL2 associated transcription factor 1. Gene Ontology annotation, molecular function: transcription coregulator activity; DNA binding. Gene Ontology annotation, biological process: positive regulation of transcription by RNA polymerase II. NCBI's taxonomy places the organism in Eukaryota, Metazoa, Chordata, Aves, Galliformes, Phasianidae. The transcript is spliced from 13 exons. The coding region runs from base 4657 to 7419 and encodes 920 amino acids. The record is from RefSeq and is a predicted model, not a curated record. Gene Ontology annotation, cellular component: mediator complex.
CCCUAAGCCGGCCUUUCGCGGCGGGCCCGCACACCUUCGGCCGGCUCCGCGGCCUUCUCCGCUUUUCCUGGAGGAGAUGAGCCCGAGGGGUCGCCGAGCGGCGUUGGUCACUGGGUGGGCGACCGCUCUGCUGCCUUCGCGGGGUUUAAAGGGUACUGGAGUGAGGUGAUGCUGCCCUGCGUGCUGUUGGCGUUGGGCCUGCGGCAGGAACUUCCCCUCGGGCCUGAAAGCUGUUCGGGCCCUUGUGUCUUAAUGCUGUGCUGCUGCUGCUCCCUUGCUGGGCCUUCACUGGCCUGCUUAGAAAUCUCCCUCCGACCCCUCGCUGCUGGUGUUUGUGCCCCUCCCUAAUCGAGGCUGUUAUAUUCCCAGCCCUAUCGCACCGUGGUGUACAACUGCUCCAGGCCUUUAUUUAUUGUUUGCUUCAGAACCCUUAGUUUUCAUAAGGAAAUCAGCUUUUUGUUUUGCAUGUGGUGAUGAUCCUGUAAGGCCUUGCUACCACUUGUCACUUCUUUAUCACAAAGAUCAAAGUUUUGCUCUAACAGUUAAAUUUUCCUACAGGAGGGCCCAGGGGCAUGCAAAACAAAGGAGUGCUCCACAAUACAAACAGUCACUUAUGGAGCUAUUUAAGAUUGAGUAAUGGUUGGUUUGUUGUAGGAAUAUAAAAAACAUCUCUCAGAAAAAUUGUUCUCAAUUUGGAAGGGGUUGAUUUAGACCAUGGGGUCUCAGGAAAGUACUGUCCAGCUGUUUUCCUUCUUGUGCUUCGUUUUUGUUGCAUUAAACAAAGAGGGGAUGAGUAAGAAGGGACAGAGAUUCUGGCUUAGAUUAUACUUCGAACAUGUAGCUUCUAGUGGCGACAGGGGAAGAGUUGCUUCCUCCUACUUAUCCCUUCUGGUGUUGAGUGACAGCAGCGCUGAGUGGCUGGAAAGAGUUCUAAUGUGUUACAUGUAUCAAGUACUUGAGGGUGGCUGGGUCUCUCCUGAGCUGACGGUGGCUGGAGUAAAGCUUCUGAGAGGCUGGCUCCAGCAGUCCACAGGUGAAGGCUGUGUCUGCCUUCCUUGGGAAUGUGGCAGGGCAUGCAUACAGUGGGGAACAUUCUGGUGCGGUGGGGCUGCAGAAAACUUAAGGCAGUUUGGGUCAGCAGCAGGGAGCUGUUGUUUGGUGAUGGGUUACGCUUCUUGAGGUAGAUUCGACUCAGGCUGGUUGUGAAGCAGCAGUUGUGCUUUAUGAGCUUGUGGAAUGCCAGAGAGCGUUUGGGAUUUGUUUAAGUGUAGUGGAAGUAGGUAAGGGAAACCACUGAAGGAUGUGAGACACUAUUCAGUCUGUUAGGAGAGUUUUUCCCAAACAUAUUCAGAAGAGGUGCCUUGUUUUCUUGGCCAUUGUGCUGGCAUUGGCUCUCACCCAGCUGAGUGGUAAGCUGGAUCUGGAAGGUAAUGUGACUCUGAAGUCAGCUUUGUCUUUCUCCUGAUGUUUUUUAUUCUGAAUCAGUUCAGCUCACUGCGUACCUCUGCAUAUCAGUCCUUGGAGCGCGGAGGGGGAGGAUGGCCCUUUGUGUCAGCAGACUAUUGUAAAGAAAUUGUAGAAACCACUCUUGAAGGGAGUAUGAAAACAUCUGAUUAAGCAAACAAACAAAAUAAAAAAGCAAGCCAAACAAAAUAGCAGCAGUUCUCUUGUUUUGUUUUUUGUUUUGACAAAAUUCAUAGAAAUAAUCAUUUUGAUGUUUUUAGUUAGAAGAGAAAUGUGGUUAUGUUUGCCGCUAGUUUUACAUAACAGAACAGCUAUCAAUCAUACGAUUAUUCUACAGGGCUGCUCUUGCUUCUGUUUGGAGAUUGGUUUUUAAAUAAUUUUACGUAUACUUUCUGUAGUCUUGUACUAAAAAUGGAUAAAUUAGGAAUUAUAUUUUUUUCACAAAUCUUUAUUUGACUGUUUCAGCUGAAUUUUCAUGCUGUAAUUUUUUUAUGAGAGUUUGUUCAGUUUUUGUAAUCAUUCAAGUAUUAUGAAGAUGAUAGGGAAGGUAGGAAAUGGUUGAUGAUAGAAAUGGUAGGGAAAAAAAAUUGAAAUAGGAAGAAAAUAUGUUCCCCAGCUCUUAUUUGUACAGCCUGAGGUAGUUUGGUUAAGUUUGUUACUGUAUUUCAGUAGUAUUUGUAGAAUUCUGGGCAGUGAUUAUCCAGGAGGUUUACAGUUGCUAAUGAAUUGUGUUCUAUUCUCAUUUGUGAUGUGCUGCUGUUAAACUUGGGGACAUUUAAAACAAGAGGAGGUAGAGAAUGGAUAGAAUGCGUGGUUAUUUUAUGGCAGAUACACAAGUACUGAAUAGGUACCUUACAUUGCUGUCCUAAAUAGACCGACUUCUCUUUAAUUUAACAUAUGUAUAAUGAAAGACUAUUAGGAAUUCUGUAGCAUUUCUUGAGGACAGGCUUAUCCCCUGAUUCUUGUUGUAUAAUCCUUUUUCUUUUGAAGCUUGGAUCUCUGAAUGAAAAUGCAUUUUUGACAACAGCUUGUGAAUUUCUUUAACAAGAUUUUUUUAAUUAAAUCUUAUUGAUAGCUUUCAAGUAAUGCGUAAACAAGGGUAAUAACAGCUAUUAAAUAAGUAUGAGAUAGCUAAAAUAAUAGUGAGCUGAGAGCAGUGUUUUGCUAGUAUAGAUUUGGAUAACUAAUCUAAAAUACCUAUUUAAGCUUUCAUACGGUGUAGAAUUUCUGAAUUAGUGUGUUUAGCAGGUAUGUAGUGUCUGCAGUAUCUGUCAGAAAGCUUUAACAUCAGUGUAGUGAGAAAGGCUCAUAAAAAUAUUCAAAAGGAAUCGGAGACAGGUUUUUAUCUUUAAGAAUUUGGCAUGUUUGAAAGAAAAAUACAGUGACAUCUACUUCCUCAUCAUAGUGUUGCUGAUUGUAGGUCAUGUCUUGUUUUUGCUUGGUGGCUGAGGCUGAUUUAAGGCACCCAUACAUACUGCUGUUACAUUAAGAAACUUGCUGACUGUUUGAUCAUUAAUGUGACUCAGUAUCCAUUUCUUGAAAGAUAUGCAGCUGGUUGUGUCAAGGUUUGGUUGUAUGCUUUCUUCAACAGCACUCUGCUUGCAGGUACUGUUAAAAAGCUUAAGAUGCGAGUUUGUUGCUGCCUUUCGAAGCUAGUUUCAGGGAAGCCUUAGGAUUGCACUGCUGCCAAAGGAAGCAAUCUUGAGUGGUGGCUAUCGCAGCUUACCCGUCAUGGUCCAAAUGCAGGGCUGUGUCAUGAGCCAUACUGAAAAAUCACUUGUAUUGUAACUAAUCACGUGAUCCGUAUGUUUUCUGGUCUGGUUCACAGUGUGGCUGCUCAAAUACUUGUGCUGCAUAAGGGAGAAAACCAUCAGGAAUGUGAGUUACUAGACAGCUGGAAGGAUGGUACUGUUUCUUUACACGAGUAGUGCCAGGUUGUUCUAACUUAAUGUUGUGGAGCUACAGAGGCUUCCUUUGUAAUAGCCAGCUUUCUUCUGACCCCGUGAUGAAAUGCUUGAGAGUUUAGCAUCAAUUUUCCCACAUUUACUGCAGAAAGCAAGGGUAAAAGAAGCUUGAGUUACCAGAACCUUGCAGAUAACAGCAUUGGUGUUUUAGAUGUAGACUGUGUUUCUUGCAGUUGUGAUUCCUUCUUUAAAUGCUCAGCAGUAGGCAUCUUGCAUCGCAUUUUUCGUGCACAGCUUUGCAACCUCUAGGUCUCUUGAGACUAGUCAAGAGAUAAGCUUCAUGCAGCCAAGUAAGAGAGGCAGCUGGUCUUUUGAUUUGUGGAUUAAUGUUACUGCUUAGAAAUGUGAUAUGUACAGCAUCUCUUUUUCGUUGUGUUGCCUGACAUGAUGUUGUGACUUCAGAUUGUGACAGUGGGGACAAGAGAGUCCCCAGGAAGAGACUGCUGGUGAUGUAACUCUGUAUGUACCACUGUUUUUCAAAUUCUCUGUAAUAGAGAUCAAUCAGCUAUUUUAAUUCUUGCACACUGUAAAAAUAUAUACAUAGGCAAACCUUUAUUUAAAAAAGAAGUCUAAACAGUCUUUCCAUUUCUGCUCCCGUGUGUGAAAGUUCUUUGGAAAAAGAUUUUUUGCAUGUCAAGUGUUUGCCUGUAGCAGUUAAAUGGAAGCAAAACUAAAAGUAGUUGAGAUUUUCUGUUCAGUGUUUAAGGUUUUCUGUUUAACAUUCUUUUGUUUUCAAGUCGUUGGCAAAAAGAGUAGCCAUGGUACAUCCCGUGGGUGAUGCGAAAACUUGUCUGUUAGGAUUCUGAUUUCAGUUAGCAGCUGCCAAAUGGUUUUAAAAGUUGGAUGUGGAGAAAACAUCGAAAUGUAGUAAAUAUUGAUUUUAAAAUCUAGCACUGAACUUCAACCACUUAGCUGAAGUUUGUAUUAAUUUUUCUGUGUAAGAAUGCUUUAAUUAACCUUUGCUAGCUAAUGCCAUCUCACCUUUUGUCUAGACAAGAUCUGAAAUGGUCCGAUACACUACUGUGCUCCUUCAGAGACUCAUGCUUGCUGAUGAUGAGAAGUAAAAACUUUAACUUGUUAAAGCAUAUAUUUUGUAAAAAUUGGAAAUAUCUUGGUCACUACUAGUGAAUGGGAUUUGUGUUGCUGAAAGCAUAAACGGAGAAUUAUAAAAUAACUGAUUGAUUGACACAGACCUGUGGCUUGAGAAGAAGUUUAUCUACUGGGAAAAAUGGGUCGAUCUAACUCUCGAUCACAUUCUUCAAGAUCAAAGUCCAGAUCUCAGUCCAGCUCUAGGUCAAGAUCCAGAUCACACUCUAGAAAAAAGAGAUACAGUUCUAGGUCUCGAUCAAGGACAUACUCACGAUCUCGCAGCAGGGAUCGUGUUUAUUCUAGAGAUUAUCGCAGAGAUUACAGAAAUAAUAGAGGAAUGAGACGUCCCUAUGGUUACAGAGGAAGAGGUAGAGGGUAUUACCAAGGAGGAGGUGGUAGAUACCAUCGUGGAGGUUAUAGGCCUGUCUGGAACCGAAGACACUCCCGAAGCCCUAGGCGUGGCCGUUCCCGUUCCAGAAGUCCAAAGCGAAGGUCUGUGUCUUCACAGAGGUCCCGGAGCAGAUCUCGUCGAUCUUACAGAUCUUCCAGGUCCCCGAGGUCCUCUUCAUCUCGUUCUUCAUCCCCAUACAGCAAAUCACCUGUCUCUUCCAAAAGACGUGGGUCUAUGGAAAAGCAGGCAAAGAAAACUGAAGGGGCUCCUUUGCAAGAUAGCCCUUUGAAAAAUAAAUCACAAGACGAACAGAAAGAUACGUUUGAACAUGACCCAUCAGAAUCUCUUGACGAUUUUAAUAAAUCAUCAGCAGCUUCUGGCGACAUUUGGCCUGGCCUUUCAGCGUAUGAUAACAGUCCAAGGUCACCCCACAGUCCUUCUAUUGCCACCCCGCCCAGUCAGAGUUCAUCUUGCUCUGAUGCCCCUUUGCUUAGUACAGCCCACUCAGCAAAGGACACACCUCAACAUUCCCAUUCCAUUCAGCAUAGUCCUGAGAGGUCUGGCUCUGGUUCCGUUGGAAAUGGUUCUAGCCGUUACAGUCCUUCUCAGAAUAGCCCAUUGCAUCACGUCCCUUCGAGGAGAAGCCCUGCAAAGACAAUCCCAUCACAGAGUGCUCCCCGUGAGGAGCCUCGAACACGUUCAUUUUAUCCCGAGACUGGGGAACAGGAAACUGUAAAAGGUGGAAAGUUUCUGAAAAGGUACACAGAUGAAGAGUCUAGAGUAUACCUGCUUGAUAGGGGUAAUACCAGGGAGAAGGAGGCCCAGAAGGAGAGAGGAUCAGAAAAAGGGAGGACAGAGGGAGAAAGGGAAUGGGAGGAUCAGGAAACUUUAGACUUUUUCGUUGAUAAAGAGACUGGGAAAGAGAAGUUUAAUGACUCUGAAGGGGAGGACACAGAGGAGACAGAGGAUUACAGACAGUUCAGAAAGUCUGUCCUGGCAGAUCAGGGUAAAAAUUUUCCUACUGCAUCUCACCGGAAUGCUGAGGAGGAAGGAACCAAAUACAAAUCUAAAGUAACAAUGAAGGGCAAUAGAGAGAGCGAUGGAUUUAGAGAUGAGAAAAGUUAUAAGCCUAAAGAGACUGGCUAUAUAGCGGAAAGGCCUAGUACAACAAAAGAUAAGCACAAGGACGAAGACAAGAGUUCUGAGAGACUAACGAUGAAGAAAGAAACUCAGUCACCUGAGCAGGUAAAGUCUGAAAAGCUCAAAGAACUCUUUGAUUACAGUCCCCCUCUACACAAGAAUCUGGAUGCGAGAGAAAAAUCCACCUUCAGAGAGGAGAGCCCACUUAGGAUCAAAAUGAUAGCCAGUGACUCCCAUCGUCCUGAAGUUAAACUCAAAAUGGCACCAGUACCUCUUGACGAUUCCAAUAGACCUGCUUCCUUGACUAAAGACAGGCUGCUUGCUAGCACACUUGUCCAUUCCAUCAAGAAGGAGCAAGAGUUCAGAUCCAUCUUUGACCACAUUAAGCUGCCACAGGCCAGCAAAAGCACGUCAGAGUCAUUUAUUCAGCAUAUAGUGUCCUUGGUUCAUCAUGUCAAAGAGCAAUACUUCAAGUCAGCUGGAAUGACCCUAAAUGAGAGGUUCACUGCAUAUCAAAAAGCAACUGAAGAGCACUGCACUCGGCAAAAGAGCCCAGAAAUACAUAGGAGGAUUGACAUCUCUCCAAGUGCCCUGAGGAAGCAUACCCGUUUAGCAGGUGAAGAGAGGGUCUUUAAAGAAGAAAGUCAAAAAGGAGAUAAAAAAUUAAGAUGUGAUUCUGCUGAUCUUCGGCAUGACAUUGACCGCCGUAGAAAAGAACGAAGUAAAGAGCGAGGAGACUCAAAGGGCUCCAGGGAAUCCAGUGGGUCAAGAAAGCAGGAGAAAACUUCAAAAGAUUACAAGGAUUACAAAUCUUAUAAAGAUGACAGUAAGCAAAAAAGAGAGCAAGACCGUGCUAGAUCUUCUCCAUCUUCCUCUCCAUCUGCUUCUUCAUCCAGUUCUCGAGAAGAAAAGGAUUGCAAGAAAGAAAGAGAUGAAGAGUUCAAAACUCACCACGAACAGAAAGAAUACUCUGGUUUUGCAGGAGUCAGCAGGCCAAGAGGCACCUUUUUUCGAAUUAGGGGCAGAGGAAGAGCCAGAGGAGUCUUUGCUGGAACAAAUACUGGUCCCAGCAACUCAAAUACUACUUUUCAAAAGAGACCGAAGGAAGAGGAGUGGGAUCCUGAAUAUACCCCAAAAAGCAAGAAAUAUUUCUUGCAUGAUGACAGAGAUGAUGGUGUGGAUUAUUGGGCCAAACGAGGAAGGGGCCGUGGUACUUUCCAGCGUGGCAGAGGGCGUUUUAACUUCAAAAAGUCAGGUAGCAGUCCGAAGUGGACACAUGACAAAUACCAAGGGGAUGGGAUUGUGGAAGAUGAAGAAGAAACGAUGGAGAACAACGAAGAAAAGGACAGACGCAAGGAGGAAAAGGAAUAACCCUGGAAGAAAGCUGAAAGAGCAGCUUUUGCACCACCCACACAACAUUUUUAAUAUGUUCUUUUUGUUGUCAAAUGAAUGUAAGCAUUUUACUUAAAUUUUACUGUUGGAAGUAGUUUAGAAGGAUUGUUUUUCUGUUUUAAGCCUUUAGGAAAAAAAAUCUUGAUAUAGUAAACUAUGUUAAUGAUCGUACAGUUAGAAAGUAAAAUAUUUGUAACAACUUUUAAGAAAUUUUACUGUUUGUUAUAUGCAGUGUAAUUCUGCUUUGUCCAAAUACAUGGUCAAGUACAACUCUUAAAAGUUUUGAUUCUCCCCUAUGUCUGUGUUUUAUUCUGAAGUAAACUUCCAGCUCUGCACACCUGAAAUCUUGGAGGAGCAUUUUUUAUCAGCUGAUUACUACUUCUGUGUUGCUUUUUUUUUUUAAUUAAAAGCGUUUUUAACUAUA